This is a messenger RNA of Anopheles nili, 5489 nucleotides long. RefSeq lists its product as uncharacterized. The transcript is spliced from 19 exons. Gene Ontology annotation, biological process: neuromuscular synaptic transmission. Bases 1 to 5436 code for a protein of 1811 amino acids. Lineage: Eukaryota; Metazoa; Arthropoda; Insecta; Diptera; Culicidae. Gene Ontology annotation, molecular function: protein binding. The record is from RefSeq and is a predicted model, not a curated record.
AUGUCCAACGACGCACUGUGGGUGUCCGACGCCAUGUUGGACUCACUCAGUAUGCAACUUCGGGAUGCCGAAGCUCGUCGAGCGGAAGCAGAACGUGCACACCAGGAUGCUCUGGCACAGCUUAGAGGUAUGUCGUCCGGCAUGGGUAGGAUAAGUGAACCGAUAGAAACGUUGCAGUCCAGAGCCCGGGAGUUGGAGAAGAAGGCCGCCCUCGAGACGGUCCGCUGCGAGGAGCUGCAGCUCGAGCUUUCGGCGGCGCUGAAAUCCCGCCCAGGACGCACAGUCGGAUCUGGCUCGGGCGGGUCGAGUGGACCGAUGAUGACUAGCCUUGGUGGCACGCUGUCCGGAACCGGCAUGGUGGGUUCGACCUCCAUCGGCAAUAGCUGCACCGCCGUGAGCAAUCCUUCGUCCGCCAGCGUAACCCUCAAUAGCAUCGGCGGCGGCGGUGGUGGCGGCGUCUACGGCCAUGCAAGCUCCGUGGUGGGCAACAGUAGCGCCCUCGAGCGGUCGCUAGCAGGUUACGGCAGCUCAGUGACCAGCUCGGGCGUUGGCAGCGGUGGGGGCCGCGGGAUGGACGGCAUGGGAGGCAUGGGACACGGCACGAGCAUCGGUAUGAGCAGCAGUAGUGGCAUCGGAUCCGGCAACACCGGCGGCAGCACCGUCACCUGGGCUCCCACGCCAACCGGACACCAGCAGGGCACCGAGAUUGAUAGAAUAAUGGCAAAGAUCGAACAGGCACGUUUAUCCAUUGCUAAUGACAAUCGCAUAUUGGCCGAGCUCGAACAUCCACGCACAACCGGACCGAUCAUGUCGUCGGCGCUGGGUACUAGCGGUCUGUCGAGCGUAUCGGCUGGGCUCGGACUGUCCUCGCAUCAGUCGCACCUGCAUCAGACGCCCUCGAGCCUUGCAUCACAGAUCACCACUUCGGCCAUACUAGGCGGCUUGUCCGGAUUAAGCGGCGCUCCCAUGGGUACCGGUGGGCUUGGCAUGAACUCGAUCGGGCUCGGCAUGGGUGCCCCUGGUAGUGCCAGCGGAAUCGGCGCCGGCGUUAGUUCGGCCAUGGCCGCCGGUAUCAGCUCUAUCACCGGCGGUGUCAGCUCGAUGGGAGUGACAUCAAGCGCUAGCAGCCACGCACUGGCCGACGGGCAGUAUAGCGGCCUCACGUCGUCCACCGGCGGAAGCAGCACGAACCACUACUCGACCAACGCCAACGUUUCACCACUGCCAAGCCGAGCAAACCCAAUGAGCACCACCAUGCCACCCCUCUGCCAGAGCACGACCAUGCCUGUCCUGUCGCUGCACAACACCCACUCGAUACCGUCGGGUUCGGCGAGCUACACACUGGGGCUGAGUGUUGCGCCAGUCGCUUCAUCCUACACCUUUCCGACACACUCGGCCACGACCGGUGGGUUGGCGAGUGUGCUGGGGGCGACGUCUGGCGUGACCGGAGCCGGCGUGUCCGGACUGACCGGGCUGGGCGGUGGGCUAGGGACGGGUGGCGGGCUCAACCUCACCUCAACCAACCCACUCACCAGCUCACUCGGUACCAACCUGACCAACUACAACACCAGCUCGUCUUACUCGACCUACACCAAUCCGCUGUUGAGCGGGACCGGCGGUAUCAGCUCGAAACUCAACAUGAAGCCGCUCGACGAGCUUGACUUGCUGACGCGGUACGGUGGACGGGGCGGCACCCCUUGUUCUCCCAUUCCCCCCGCCAACUGGGGUCUGGACAGCUACAGUGGCAUCGAUGGCGUCAAUCCCGCCUUCAUGCACACCCAAAACCGAUCGCUCAUCGGCAUGGAGCUGGAUGCUCGAUCGCAUGGGCUCACGCUGAACGGAACAGGUGAGCCGCAGGUCGACAUGCUGGACAUCCCGGGCAAGGGUAGAUGCUGCGUGUUCAUCGCCCGGUUCUCUUAUGACCCACCGGAUGUGGAAGGUUCAGAAGGAGAGCUAGCGUUGUGUGCCGGUGACUACCUGCUGGUUUGGGGUAACGGUGAACCCCAGGGUGGAUACUUCGACGCGGAACUUCUGGACGGUCGACGAGGACUCGUGCCGGCGUCCUUUGUGCAGAGACUCGUCGGCGAUGACCUGUUGGAAUUCCACCAGGCCGUGGUUUCGACGUUGCGUGAUGCGGACGACGCGCCUAUCCCACUCGAUCCGGCCCCGCUGCCCUCGAAUAAUCCGCUCAUUCCACACACGUCCGAGGAUCUGGCGCGGAUCAGCGAAACUCAUACCGAUCUAGGACAAGAUCUCGACGAUGAAGCCGACACAGUUCCUGCACCGAAGCACCUGACCCUGGAGCGGCAGCUGAACAAGAGCGUCCUGAUCGGUUGGUCACAACCGGACCCGCCGAUGUGCAACCAAAUUGAGAGUUACCACGUCUACGUGGACGGCGUUCUCAAGGUGACGGUGAAGGCGACUGAACGUACACGCGCUCUUGUCGAAGGAGUCGACUCCAACCGGCCACACCGAAUCAGCGUGCGCAGUGUGACGCAGCAUCGUCGUACGUCGAGGGAUGCAGCCUGUACGAUGAUUAUAGGUCGCGAUACGGCUCACCUCGGGCCAUCCGCCGUUAGGGCGACGCACAUCACGUGCUCGAGUGCGGUCAUCUCGUGGUUACCGGCGAACUCCAACCACCAGCACGUCGUUUGCGUCAACAACGUCGAGGUGCGAACGGUUAAGCCCGGCGUAUAUCGGCACACGAUCACUGGUCUGGCUCCAAGCACCCAGUACCGUGUGACGGUACGUGCCAAGCAUCUACGAGCUCCAGGACAACAGCAGGUUCCUCCGACUGGACCUCCACCUGAGGAGGCUCCGGGAGCGUAUACCGAUUUCCGCACCCUCGCUAAAGGACUUCCGGAUCCACCGCAGGAGAUCCAAGUCGAGGCCGGACCACAGGACGGUACGCUGCUCGUAACGUGGCAGCCGGUGACGCGUCCGCCUUCAUCCGGACCCGUCACCGGUUAUGCCGUGUACGCCGAUGGCAAGAAGGUGACCGACGUCGACUCCCCAACUGGAGACCAUGCGCUCAUCGACAUUGGCAAGCUGGUGGGCCUGAACCCGCGGGCCGUUACUGUGCGGACGAAAUCGCGCGAUUCGCAGUCGGCUGAUAGCACGCCGACGAUGAUACCAAGCUUCGGAUACCCUGAACCAAAUACUGAAAAUGGACUAAACUAUUCAUCAUCAUCACUACAUCAACAACAACCACCACCCCUUUUAUCGACACCACCACAACAACAUCAUCAACAACAACAACAACUACAACAACAACAACAACAACUUCACCAACAACAACAACUACAACAACAACAACAUCAUCAUCAACAACCGCAACACAAUCAAGACCAAGUGCGUGCCGCCGCUAGGAAUCGGAAUCCGGGGAGUGCGAUGCAGCCGCAACCGGGUGGCCAUAUGCGCAACCAGCGAAUGAUGAACAACCAGGUGAUGGGUGGCAUGAACAAUCAGAUGCAGCAGAUGAAUCCCAACCAGGUCAUCGAUCACGACGAGAACCUCAGCGAUAAGGAGAUCUACCCGGGAUCGAUGCACCAGCAGGAACGGUCGCAGCGUGACUCGAACAGCAGCAGCAUACCGGCGAUCGAAAUCACGAAAGAUGCGACCGGCGAUACGUAUGUUAGCGACGAUAGCGAAUACCAAGAUGGUGCCAGCAGCGGCGGCGGAAGUAGCCGUCGCCGCAGCGGCUCUCACGGGCCGCCGCAGCAGCAACAGGGUUACCGCAAUCAAGGUAUGGCCGGCAACGCCGCCGGGCGACAGCAGAACCCACAAGGACCAAACCAGCAGUACUACGGUAAUCCGGGACAAUCGCAACCAGGCAUGACCGGGCAGCAGCAGCAGCAGCAACAGCAACAGCAGCAACAACAACCCGGCAUGAAUCGCAACCAGAACCAGCAGCGUCCUGGCAUGAACCCGAACCAGCCGAUGCCAACCCAAGCCCAACAGCAGCAACAGCAACAGCAGGCGCAACAACAACGGAUGGCUCAGGGUGGCGUAGGAACGGGACAGCAAAUGACGCCGCAGAACAUGCAACCAUAUCCGCCACACCUAAGCGGGGCGUCCAAGAAACCGCGUUACUUCAACGCCCUGUUUGACUACGAUCCGGCCACGAUGAGCCCAAACCCGGACGCCUGCGAAGAGGAGCUGCCUUUCAACGAGGGUGAUACAAUCAAGGUGUACGGUGAGAAGGAUCCAGACGGUUUCUACUGGGGUGAGCUGCGCGGACGUCAAGGUUUCGUCCCGCACAACAUGGUCCAGGAGGUGGAGGACGGCGCCCAGGGCGGUGUUGGUCCGUCCGUACGUGGCAUAAGCCGCGACCGUUGGGGAGACAUCUACGCCAACAUGCCAGUAAGACGAAUGUUCGCCCUGUACGAUUACGACCCACAGGAGCUGAGCCCGAACGUGGACGCCGAGGUGGAACUGAGUUUCCAAACCGGCGCCGUCAUACUCGUGUAUGGUGACAUGGACGAGGACGGCUUCUACAUGGGCGAGCUGGACGGCGUGCGCGGGCUGGUGCCGUCCAACUUCCUCACGGAAGCACCGGACCAGUACAGCCAGCAGGGCCCGGCCGGCAACAACCUCGCCCAGCGCACGCUCAACAGUGGCAACAACCGCGGUCGAGGGAUCGGACCGGGGGCUCGCGGCCCGCCGCCGCCACCGCGGGAUGCCAUGAUGGGCGGCAUGGGUGGCAUGGGCCAACGGGGUCCGCAACGGAAAGAUGCUCGCCCUUCUUCCCCUACAUUAUUAGACAACAUGGGUCACCCUGCCAUGGGUCACCAAACGCAGGGGAUGUCGGGGAUAGGCGGGAUGAUCGGUCAAGGGAUAGGGAUCGGUGGUAAUGUCGGCGGCAUGACCGGUAUGACGCAGCAGCAGCAGCCAAUGCAGCAGCAGCAGCAGCAAACGUCGAUGCAGCAGUCCAAUCAGCAGCAGAUGCGUAACAACCAGCCGCAACAGCAGCAGCAACCGAUGAUGCAACAGUCCCACCUGCAGCAGCAACAGCAGCAACCGAUGAUGCAGCAGCAGCAACAGCCGACCCCGACGACGACCGCCUCCUCCGGGGGUGUGUUCUCCACCGCCAGCAACCUGCUGUCCGGGGCGGCCGGAGCCGCUACCGGUGGGUUGUUUGGCAAGAAGCCCGCCGCCCAGCAGCAACAGCAACAACCGAUGCAGCAGCAAUCUUCCGGCCCAUUCGGCGGAUUCGGUAUGGGCGGUGGUCAGCAGCAGCAACAGCAGCAGCAGCAGCAACAACAACAGCCCAUGCAGCAACAACAGCAGCAGCAACCCGGUGGCCAGCCGGGUCAGCAGCAGCCCGGCGGUCCGAACAUCAUGGGCAAGAUCCAGGAGAUGGCCGCCCCAGGUGGAGACAUUCUGUCCAAGGGCAAAGAGCUAAUAUUUAUGAAAUUCGGUCUCGGUGGUAAAUAACCCCAGGCGUUUGAUUAUGCUUAUUGUUAUGGUUAUUAUCCUAAUUGUAACUA